AUGCCGCCCAGGCGAUCAAACCGCAAGUCGACGGUCAGCGUUGUCAACGACGUCGCCCCUGCACCUUCGCCUUCGCGCGCAGCAACAUUGGUAGAUUCUACAACCACCGACAGUCGCCACAGGCAACAGCGCACUCGCUCCACUCGUUCUUUUGUACCUAAUUCUUCCGAUCAAGAGGAAGAAUCGCACGACAUUGAGGAGCCCGAAGAACAAACCCACGUUCGCCGUGUUCUCAAGGAGGUUUCAAUCCCCGUCAUGAAGUCUAAGAAGGCGCCUCAAGCAGGCGGACGUCUCGCAAGGCUUAACGCACAACAAGCUGAACAGGAGAGCUCGACUGACUCACCUUCUUUGGAGAAUUCAGACGCUGAGACACCGGGAACAAGCAUUGCGACAACGCCAGCGGCCUCUGUCAGUCGUGGCAAGAGGUCUACGCGCAAGGGGAAGAAAGCUCCUACGCCCUCGCAAAGCACCUCUUCCGGCCUCAAAAGAUCGCGCAAUGCCGUACCAGAUUCAGAAUCGGAAGAUAUAGCCCUCGACAUGGACGCCGAAAUCGCCCUACAAAUGCAGCUGGAGGACGAAAUGGACGUGGUAUCACACAAGCGCCGCAAGAUCAAGGACGAAGAGGACAUCGACAUGCUCUCUGAGGAUGAGCCGUUGAUAAAGUCGACGCGGAAGAGAGUGCCUUCGUAUACCGGCAAGGGCAAGGGAAAAGCCAAGGCUGAAGACCUUCACGGCGAGGCAGAUUCAUUGUUGGACGAGCUGAGUUCGCCACCACCAUACAAAGGCAAGGGCAAAGGCAAGGCUGAAGAGGUCUCGAGCAAGCGCCGUCGCUCUGUUCGCUCCAGUGCUAAGAAGGUGGGCAAGUUCACAGAAGACGACAUGUUGGAUGAUGACGAGUCUGAUGGCGGUGAAUUCCAUCUUGAAUCUGACGACGAGUCGGUAAACGAUGUUGAUUCGGCGCCACCCACCGAUUGUGAGGACAGCGACCUACCUCUUGCGAUGAGUUCACGCCUUAAGAAGCUUGUUGCAGAGAAUCCAACAAAGGUCGCUCGUAAGAAGAAGCUUACAGCUAAAGACAAGACCGAAGCAAACCGCCGGCGGGCUAGAUUCGCACACAUUGCGGAUAAGUGGGAGCGCAAGCGUGCCAUGAACCGUGAGCGAGCAGAGCAGCAGCACCCAAAGCUGAUCACCAUGUGGGAUGACCUGCAAAAGAUUCCAGUUCUCGAAGUCCAAAAGGCCGAGCAACCAAAGUCCAUCAACCGCCGACUCAAACCUUUUCAGCUUGAGGGGCUUAGUUGGAUGAUACGCCAAGAACAGACUCACUACAAAGGCGGUCUGCUUGGAGAUGAGAUGGGCAUGGGAAAAACUAUCCAGGCUGUCUCUUUGAUCAUGUCUGAUUACCCUGCGAAGCAACCUACACUAGUCUGCGUUCCUCCAGUCGCUCUCAUGCAGUGGUCGAACGAGAUUCGCGAGUACACCGACAACAAGCUCAAGGUUCUCGUGUAUCAUGGCACGAAUGCAAAAUGCAAGAAGAUGACAGUGAAGGAGCUGAAGUCGUAUGACGUCAUCAUGGUUUCCUACAACUCCUUGGAGUCAUUGCACCGCAAAGAGACCAAGGGAUGGUCCCGUGGAGAGGAUAUAAUCAAAGAAGCAUCGCCACUCCAUGCUAUCCACUACCACCGUCUUAUCUUGGACGAAGCGCACAGCAUCAAGUCUCGCAACACGGGUGUAGCGAAAGCCUGCUUUGCGCUGACUAGUAACUACAAGUGGUGUCUGUCUGGAACGCCAGUUCAGAAUCGUAUUGGAGAGUUCUUUUCGCUUCUCCGUUUCCUAGAAGUCCGUCCGUUUGCAGACUACUUCUGCCGCUCCUGCGAUUGCGAGAAACUGCACUGGGCUACUGAUGACGAUCACAUGUGCGUUGCUUGCAACCACGGUGCAUCUGAGCACAUUUCGGUGUUCAAUCAGGAGCUGCUAAACCCCAUCACAGGAGAUGAUGUCCAGCUUCGUGAGGAAGCCUUGACAAAGCUUCAUCUGAUCACCGCUCGCAUCAUGUUGCGACGCAUGAAGCGUGACCACACAAGCUCGAUGGAGCUGCCGAUGAAGGACAUUAUUAUUCAUAAUGAGUUCUUCAGCGAGGUGGAGCGCGACUUCUCGACUUCCAUCAUGUCCAACUCGGCUCGCAAGUUUGAUACGUAUGUUGCUCAGGGUGUCAUGCUCAACAACUACGCCAACAUCUUCGGUCUGAUUAUGCAGAUGCGUCAGGUUGCUAAUCACCCUGAUCUGCUGCUGAAGAAGAACGCUGUUGAAGGUGCAGGCAAUGUCUACGUGUGCAACAUUUGUGAUGAGCCUGCCGAGGAUGCAGUCCGUUCUCACUGUCGUCACGAAUUCUGCCGUGCUUGCAUCAAAGACUUGAUGGAUACGUGUGAGGCUUCCGGAACCGAGGCCGACUGUCCCCGCUGUCAUAUCGCUCUGUCAAUCGACUUUGAGCAGCCGGAGCUUGAGCAAGAUGAGGACUCUGUCAAGAAGACCUCGAUCAUCAACCGCAUCAAGAUGGAGAACUGGACUUCCUCUACGAAGAUUGAGAUGCUCGUCUAUGAUCUCUAUAAGCUGCGCAGCAAGAAGCAGACGCUCAAGUCGAUUGUGUUCAGUCAGUUCACAUCAAUGUUGCAGCUCAUUGAGUGGCGUCUCCGUCGCGCAGGUUUCAACACAGUCAUGUUGGAUGGAAGCAUGACGCCUGCUCAACGCCAAAAGAGCAUUGACCACUUCAUGACGAACCCGGAUGUUGAGGUCUUCCUCGUUUCGCUCAAGGCUGGUGGUGUCGCUCUCAACUUGACGGAAGCGUCGAGAGUGUUCAUUGUCGAUCCAUGGUGGAACCCAGCUGCUGAGUGGCAAUCUGCCGAUCGUUGCCAUCGUAUCGGUCAGCGACGCCCUUGUGUCAUCACGCGUCUCUGCGUUGAAGACAGUGUAGAGUCGCGCAUGGUAGCGCUGCAAGAGAAGAAGGCAGCUAUGAUUGCUGGUACUAUCAACAACGACAAGGUUGCCAUGGAUCGCUUGAGUCCAGAGGACCUGCAGUUCUUGUUCCGCGGUACUUAG
Pyrenophora tritici-repentis Pt-1C-BFP is the source of this 3093-nucleotide messenger RNA. RefSeq names its product HepA, Superfamily II DNA-RNA helicase, SNF2 family. Gene Ontology annotation, molecular function: ATP binding; ATP-dependent chromatin remodeler activity; metal ion binding. Gene Ontology annotation, cellular component: nucleus. Lineage: Eukaryota; Fungi; Ascomycota; Dothideomycetes; Pleosporales; Pleosporaceae. Gene Ontology annotation, biological process: nucleotide-excision repair. The record is from RefSeq and is a predicted model, not a curated record.